This is a messenger RNA of Boeremia exigua, 2452 nucleotides long. Its product is annotated as acyltransferase-domain-containing protein. Lineage: Eukaryota; Fungi; Ascomycota; Dothideomycetes; Pleosporales; Didymellaceae. The record is from RefSeq and is a predicted model, not a curated record. The transcript has 2 exons. Gene Ontology annotation, molecular function: acyltransferase activity. The coding region runs from base 123 to 2267 and encodes 714 amino acids. Gene Ontology annotation, cellular component: endomembrane system.
CCGACCGUUUACCGGUUACAAGGUGACGUUUGACGCCCCGUUCCUCGAAAGCACGUACAUAGUGAUGGACGUCUGAGCUCCCUUACUGACUCUGCUCUUUGCGACGACCACCGCAAUUGACGAUGUCGCCUGCGAUCAAAAAGAAGAAGGAUGACCUUGGCGCUGGGCUGCGCGUGUCGAAGGACAACAUUGCUGCGCAUCCUGCUGGGCCACCGAAGUAUGGCGAAUUGACGCAGGCAGAGAGGGCAUUCACCCUAGCGUCGACAUUCCUGUCUGGAGUUCUGGCUAUCAGCGCGUCGCAAUUUCUGGGAGCGCCGUUAAAGUUGAUCGAUCCCCAGUUCUAUGAAGGGUAUAUGGCCUAUACGAAGGAAUGCUUUGCUAUCUUGAUCACGUGUCUGACCCAGUGGUGGGCGCCCACGAUUGUCCGGGUCAGUGGCGAUUCAAGCAUGAUCGGACAACUCAUCCAGAGGAAAGAUGGAAGCCUGCAGUGCAAUUUUGCAGACCGCAUGGUGUUGAUGGCUAACCACCAGCUGUACACAGACUGGCUGUAUCUCUGGUGGAUUGCGUAUACUAACAACAUGCACGGCUUCGUUUAUAUCAUCUUGAAGGAAUCGCUCAGGAACAUUCCCAUUAUCGGUUGGAGCGCGCAAUUUUACAAUUUCAUUUUCCUAGCCAGGAAUUGGGAGGAGGAUCAACGCCGCUUCAAGAAGGCUUUGUCGCGCCUCAGCAACGUGACCCAGCCAAUGUGGCUCAUCAUAUUUCCAGAAGGAACUAACCUGUCAUCCACGACUCGAGAGAAGAGCAAGGCUUGGGCUGCGAAGAACAACCUGCAAGACAUGAAACAUCAACUUCUACCGCGAAGUACGGGACUGCGGUUCUGCUUGAACGAACUCAAAGACUCCACGGAGUGGCUGUAUGACUGCACCAUCGCGUAUGAAGGCGUACCGCCCGGACAAUUUGGGCAGGAUAUCUUCACGCUACGCUCCACCUUCUUUGAAGGCCGCCCACCGAAGUCAGUCAACAUGCACUGGCGCCGUUUUCACAUCUCUGAUAUCCCCAUUCAAAAUACGAAGGCCUUUGAAGUAUGGCUGCGGAACCGCUGGAGAGAAAAGGACUACAUGCUCGAAUAUUUUCAAAAGCAUACUCGAUUCCCGGCUGAAAAUUUCUGGAAGGAUCAUCUUGACAUAGGCGACCGCAGCUCGCAAGGCUCGCAGAGCAUACGCAGUGUGCCGAGGCCAGCUGUUCAAAUCGAGACGCAAAUCAAGUCUGCCAACUGGAAUGAAUUCGUUAAAAUCUUUGCCCCCAUCAGCAGUGUCUUGAUGGCAUUGACGGUUGCGUAUGGGGCAAACCCAGCGGAUAUCAUACCUGGUGGUAAAGAGUUUUUCGAACAGCAUAUGAAGCAGUUGUUGGGAGGCGGGGGAGAAAUGGGAGGGCUUCCAAGUCCAGAUCAACUUGAGAAGAUGAUUGAAGGAGCGGCCAAGCUGGGAGCAGCGCAAGCUGCAGAUCCACAGCAGAUGCCACAGGUAGCGGCGCUUACACAAGAGAACCUGGCGAAGCUGGUCAAGGAGACAGCGAUCAAGAACGGCGCGGUGUUACCAGGAGGAAUGAGAAGAGCCAGUACUGCACUGCCACAGGCUCCAACGAAGACCCUCGCGACACCGACAACAGCACCAACACGCGCAAAGAGUGCAGUUGUUACUCCCUCUUCAGCCCGAAAGCCGGCUGGCGCUGCAGCCAAACCGAAAGUAGCAGCAGCUGUGCCCGUGAAGCCCAAGGCUGCACCUGUCAAACCCAAAGCGACAGUAAAACCCAAGGCCGCACCGCCGACAGGUGCUAUGAAGGAACUGACAUUAGCGUCCGGCGUCACGAUCAAAGUCCCAGCACAAGCCGUCGAGGACGCCAAAAAGACUGGCGCAACCACAAUCACAACAGCGAACGGCCUCGAGCUCAACAUCGGGAAAAAAGACAUCGAGAAAGCGCAAGCAAGUAAAGGCAACACCAUCAUGACCACCUCGGGUAUUCCAAUCAAAAUCACAUCAGGGGGUGCCAUCGAAGUUACCAAAAAGCCACCGCCAACGAAAGCGAGCCCUGCACCAAAGCCCGCGGUGAAGAAGGCUGCACUUACACCUGCAAAGGCGCCAGCGAAGCACAAUGGGGCGACGAGUGCGCCAAAGAAGUUGGCUGCAAGUACAGCCGGGCCGAAGAAGAUUGCUACGAAACCUUCGACUAUACAGACGAAAGCACCGACAAAGCUGGCUGCGAAGUAAAUGUACCUUAUUAUGGCGUAGGAAACAGAGCAGGCUUGCUCAGGCGUUGGAUACCCGCACACUCUAGCUUUCACGAAUUUCUAUAUGUAACUUUUUCAAUCUCAAAUUGACUGAGAUUGCUAUCUACUCCUUACAUCGAUACUGUACAUACCACAAUUUAUUCCAAUAAUCUACUUGCAGACAAA